Culex quinquefasciatus (southern house mosquito) is the source of this 8910-nucleotide messenger RNA. RefSeq lists its product as uncharacterized. Lineage: Eukaryota; Metazoa; Arthropoda; Insecta; Diptera; Culicidae. The transcript is spliced from 3 exons. Gene Ontology annotation, molecular function: protein binding. The record is from RefSeq and is a predicted model, not a curated record. Bases 1403 to 6277 code for a protein of 1624 amino acids.
UAUUUUAAUUGCAUAAAGUAAUCUACAAAGAAGUUACACUAGAUUCGUAACGUCAGUGUCGUUUUAAACAGAAGUUAACGCUCAAAUCUUAGUCACCUGAGCCACCUUGCCGUCUCUACGCCUCCCACAUGCCAAUACCUUUCCCAAACCCUUACACCAAACGGUAAUCCACCGAACAAACGACGACGAUCGGACCCUUUCGCAUCGUCAACGUCUUCAGAGAAAGAACCUUAGCUGGAAGGGAAGAGAAGACUGGGACAACAAAAAAAACCUCCGAGGGUGCAGGCACACACCGUCGUCGUCGUAUUGAUUGACAAUAUCGAGAAUACAUUCAUUUUUUUUUUUCUUGUUCAACCCGUCGUCCAGAGACAAGCAGAACAACGGUCAUUUCGAAAUUUCGAGUAGUUUGGACAACGCUCGCGCGAUCAGCGUUGGCGCUGCGCGUUUUGACGUUUCCCAAGACGUUUCUAGUCGGUGUUCAACUGGUCGUUUUGCGUCUGCUUUUCUGUGACCGGGUUAUUUCGCUUCAUUUCGUUAAUAUUCCUCCUUUCAGCAGUGUCGCGUCGCAGGAGAGGCCGAGCCCAAGCGCUCAUUUAAAUUAGUAUGCUCGAAAACGCGCAACCGAGAAGACUGACUCGCUGAUCGGAGUCGCCGCUAAGCCGUUUCGUGUUUGGUUCGGGAGUUCCUGCGUGGAAACCGCGUCGGCUUACGGGUUCAGUGAGUUUUAUUGUGUACUACAUCGACUGUUAAUUGCGCGGGACUUAAUUUUCCGUGUGCUUGCGGAACGUAAUUACCUGCGGAGUUGUCCCAGUUAUUUUGGGGCCGAAAACUUGGACCGCGAAGAUUUGGUGUUAAUUUGGUCAUCCAACUAGACGCAUCACGUGCUAGCUGCUCCGAAAUUACGCGAAAUGAUGACAGCCUGGUCACGAGAAGCACCGAAUCGAACCUGACAGAACAUAGCUAAGCGCAGAUAAAAUCUUAACCAGCUAAAGUCGCACGAGCCAAACAAGUCCAGCUGACGAGAACGAGCUACCGCCAAGAAAGCAGAGAAGAGAGAAGAGGGCAUUAAAUUAAUUACAGCGAACCUCCCCAAUUUCGUGGAAGGAGUGUCCUCAAAUGAGGUCGACCCAGUCGGCAACCACCUUCAACGGGGAGGUGCUGCUGCUGUGCGCAGAAGCCUCGCUAUGAAGCGGCGACCCCCGCGGGUUCUCCAAAGAAAGCCACGAUCCUCGAUCAUCCGAGUAGCGAAGUUGCCGGUCAUCGCCAUGCGCCGGAGAAGCUGAAGGAACGGGGGAGGUUUUCUUCACCAUCUGUGAUUUUUGAACAUUCCACGCAAACCUCGCAAACGAUCGCGUAUAUUAGGAAAGAUCUUUAGAUCGUAAACAAAACAAAUUGAAAAAAAAUGGCACAGGGAAACUAUGUCAGCAAGUACUCGGGCGAGUUCUGCAAGCUGGUCGUCGAGGGUGACCUCGCCAAGAUCAAGUCCAAGUUCAAGGACUUUGUGCUGGACUACCAGACGCCGGACGAUCUCAACACCCCGCUCCAUCUGUCCAUCAUUGCCCAGCAGAACCGCAACGAGAUCAUGCAGUUUCUCAUCGAGUCCGGCGCGGACUGUGAUCUGCGCAACUCGAUGAACCUCACCGCGUCCGAGCUGGCCAUUAACCUGAACUUCCUCGACGUGACCAAGUUUAUGCUGGCGAUCGAGUUCCGGAAUCUCUCCGACUAUCGGUGCUUCUACCGGUUGAUUCGCCGAGGUUCGGUACCACUGCUGCAGCUGUUCCUCGAACUGAAGAGCUUCGACGUCCACCAGCAGAUCCACUUUGUGUCCAGCGUGUGGCACGAGCUGUACGUCAAGAACGUGCAGAUCUCCAAAAACAUGGAAAACUUUCUCGAAUACCAACUGCUCAACUACAGCUACGCAUAUCAUCACCCUCCGAGCCAAAAGCCCGAUCGGCUCAAGUUCGACAAAGAGCACGAGAACCGCAUCGAUCUGAUCGUCGAAUACACCCGGUACCUCACGACCAACUACGCCACCGACAAUCUCAACGACUUUGACGACAAGUUCCUCCUGGCAAUCAAAAUCAUCUACGACAACCUGUUCUUCAUCAAAGACAAGCACGAGUUCGCCCACCUCCCCAUGCUGGAGCUGGAACGCUGCCUGGCGAUCUUCCUCGCCAUCUUCAAGAAAAGCCCAGAGUACGAAAUCUACAAACUGAUCAUCAACAAAAAGCAGCUGCUCCAAUUCCUGACCGCAUUCUGUGACGAACUGGACAAGAUCAAGAACGAACUCCUAGACAAGGAAAACCGCACCGCGCACAAAUGGACCAACGAUCUCCUGCUACACCUGAUCAACUGCAUCCGUGACGCUGCACCCGCCAAGUCCACCAAAGCGAUCAACGCGCUGUGGACGAAAAAAUGUCCCCUCAAAAAGAAACUCAUCUACUACAUCAAAGCCCGCCUAAAAGCCAACCCAGAGCUCAACUCGAUCCAGUCCCGACUAAUCAACAACCUGUCCAAAGCGGAACUAGAAAUCAUCCGAGCCGAAAUGAAAACCCCGCAGUUCCUCAACCUGACGCGAACAAUCUCCCGCAAAAACUACGUCGUGUUCAAAAGGCUCCGUAAUAUCUCGGACCACCUGUCCCAACUGUACGCGAUCAAGAAGAUCCUCCGCUACCUGGACGGAAUCGCCCGCGUCCAGCUGCCCCAGUACCAGGUUUCGGGGACGCUCGCCCUCAAACGCACCCUCCAAGUUCUGGCGGACACCACCAGCAGUACAAAAUACGGCCCGCGGAUUCAGCGCAAGCUCGAGUACGUGGUGCACAAGAUCCUGCCGCUCAACCUGGACAUCGAGCUGCGGGACUACUACACGCCAAACGUCACCCUGUACAAACUAUGCUCGGACAAGCUGGAGAACCGCCUGAUGCCGUUCGCCGAAGUGCAAUGCAGUCUCAAGUCGGUGCGGCGAUACUUUUCGUACAUCUUCGACCUGAAGAUCCUGGAAGCGUACAAGUGCUAUCUGGGGAACGUGUAUCAGCUGAAAGAUCGCGCCCAGGUGAAGAGCUACAACCAGUACGUCGGGGAGGCAAAUCGGCUGUACUUUGAGAAUCACACCCUUGAUGAUCUGUACUUCGAGCUAGAAGACUGUAUACGAGUGGUGGAGGAACUGCAAGACACGUUCAACCAGCAACACGACGACAAAAUCAGCGACCUCCUUAGGUGCAUCCACAAACCGCUGAACCAACGGUACGAGCAACUCCUACGCGAAGGCAAGACACUUCUCAACACAAUCAGUACAAACUUCAACACGUGCAUGCUGCUCGGAUCUGCCAACCAGGACAUGUCCAGGGUGAAACGAAUCGUGCACUCGUUCCUCGCCGAGCAGUACCCCAAGUACGACAUCAGCACCGACAGCCAGCUGGUGACGGUCAACUUUGUCCUGCAGGAAAUGCUGCAUCUCUUCACCAACUAUCUGUACCAGUACCAGAUGGACGAUCGCGUCUCGAAGAACUUCAUCACCAUGAUCAACGUGCUGAACGUCGAGCGUUACUUCGCAAUCGACCACUUUAUGCCCCAGCGGGGCAAGGAGUACGAAAGUCUGAUCCACCAGAACUACACCAACGAAAUCCUGAAAAAGUUCAACCUGCAGAAUCUCAGCUCGAUCGAGUUUGCCGUACUGCACGAGCAGCUCGCCGUCAACUACUACGACAACUGCUUCAACCUGGACAAAAAGUACGCCGUGCUGACGAUGUUCCUGAAGACGACCAACCGACAGAUCAACGACGCCAUCAUGAAGCGCAACAAGCGCAUGGAUCGCGAAGAGUUCCAGUCGUACGCGGAGAGCAAACUGAAGCUGAUCGGGCAGUUCCUCCCGUGCAGCGACUUCAACGAAGUGACGCAGUUCAUCAACGAAGCCGCUCCACACGUCGAGUUUGCGCUGGAGUUUUGCCUGCUGGAGAUCUGCGAAAUCCUCACCGAUCUGAACGUGUUCCAGGACAAUGCGUACGUGCUGAAACUCCAGUCGUCCAUCAUCAGCGGAAAGAACCUUCGGGAAUACCUGCUGCACGACCCGCUGGCGUACGACAUGCUUACGCUAACGCACAGCACCAAGGUUAAGGUAUUUCUGAACGGGUUGAUUUUCAAGAGCAACGACUUCAAACUCUACCAACCGCCGAACAACCUGAAGGUGAACGUGAGUGAUCUGGCCACGAUCAACGAGAAUCUCAUCAACAGUUACAAAACAAAGUGGAGCUGGGUCGAGCAGCAGGAGCGACUGUUCAAGUCGGUGGAGAACAUCGACCUGAAGCUGUUGCAAGCGCUGACGCCGGACUACGCCGAUGUUCGUGGGAUGAGGUUGGGAGCGCUGCAGGACGAGGCACCGAUCGCGGAGUACGAGAUUAUCGACUACACGAUCAAGAACAACCUGAAGGCGAUGAUCGACUUUUUGGCGGAGGACGUUCAGGCGAUUUCGUUCGAGAAGCAGCAGUUCUUCCAGUACUUGCUGGUGCGAAGUUUCGGCUCGUUGUUCGUGGAUGCGCACAUCAACCUGACCGGUCAGUACGAGCGUCAGGCGACGAUCCUGUACAUGGCGCUGUACUUCCGCGCGUACGAAGUGUUUCUGGAGAACGUGAAAAAGUUCGAGCUGAGCAUAAACCUGUCCAAGAUUGCCCGGUACAUCAACGCCGAGUUUAUCGACAAGAUCGCCAAGCAGAUGAAGGACAUCAGCUGGAACUGCCAGGACGAGAACGGGAUGACCGUGCUGGAUCAGUGCAUCCAAAAGGGGGACGUGCAAGCGGUGAAGAAGCUGAUCAAGCUGAACGUGGACGUGAACCUGGGCAAUGCGGACAGCACGACGGCGCUGCAUCGGGCUUGCAGUUUGGGGUUGAACGAUAUUGCGCGGUUUUUGGUUAAACAAAGCGGACAGCUGAACGCUUGCAACGAGCUGGACUACCUGCCGGUGACGUACGCGAUUCAGUACCACGAAAACGAGCUUAUUCCGAUGCUGAUCAACGAUCAGGUGGACGUGAAUGAGGAGCGGUACGCGUUGGUGAGCAGAUCGAUCCGGUAUGGGAACUUGGACGCGUUGAAGUAUCUGCUGGAGACGCGACAAGUGUGUUUGACGACGAUCGCGAACCAGGAACACAAUACGCUACUUCACCUGUGUGCGAUACACGAUCAGGGUGAGAUUUUGAAGUACUUGAUCAGCAGCCACUCGCGGUACGUGCAGGACAAUCUGAACAAGCAGAACUACUACUCGAAGACGGCACUGCACAUUGCGGUCAGCGCCGAUCGGUACCGGAUCGUGGAGUUGUUGCUCCAGCUGAAGGCUUCCAUUGCGGUGGUGGAUCAGUGCGGACUGAACGCCGUCGAGUGGGCGAUUGAGCGAAGCAGCGUGAAGAUGCUGAAGCUGCUGGCAAAGUACGGCUUCGCGCAGCAGAAGCUGUCGAUCCCGUUGACGAUCGCCGUGGAGAAGAAAAACGUUCGACUGCUGAAGCUGCUGAAACGGAUGGGCUGUGGGGUUGGUUUGGAGCCGCUGUGUCUGAUCAAGGCCGUGUACGCGCAAUCGGUGGAGCUGGUCAAGUUUUUGGUGGAGAGUAACAAGCAGUGUUUGAACUACAAAGAUCCUUAUGAUAGCUCGGCGCUGCACGUGGCGAUCGCGAUCGGUUGUAACGAGAUCGCGGCAUUUUUGAUCGAGAGUGGUUCGGAAAUCAACGCGGUGACGAGGUUUGGCGAUACGCCUCUCCACGUGGCGGCGAAGCACUGUAACAUCAUAGCUGCACGGAUGCUGAUCCUGAAGUAUGCGGCGAUCGACGAACGGAACUCGUCCGGGUUGACGCCGCUCAUGCAGGCGAUGUACUCGAAGAAUUUGGACAUUAUGAAGCUGCUGAUCGGGGCUGGUGCGAACAUCGACCUGCUCAAGAUCCACCUGGCGGAAAUCGAGCAGAUGUCCAAGAUCCCGACGAUCCACAUGUUCGCCGACAACUACGGCCUGCUGGAGUUUAUGAUCCUGCAGCUGCAGUACGAUCCAAACGUGCGCGACGGCCGCAACCAGCAGAACCUGCUGCACAAGGCGUGCUACGGUAACAACCUGCAGAUCGUGCAGUUCCUGGUCGACUGGUGCCGCGUGCAGACGGAACAGCAGGACACCAACGGGCGGACGCCGCUGGCGAUCGCCAACGAGUGCAAAAACUUUGACGUGGCCGAGUUUCUGCGCGGCAAGAAGAGGAAAAAGUCCCAGAUAACUCCCCAGCGGUACUUUGACCCGACGGGGAUGAUGUGAGGAACGUUUCCGUUUCUUUAAGAAGCCCGUUGAUUUAGCAUUUCAGGUUGACGUCUUCCGUACCCCGCAGAACGAUCGCUGGGCGAGCUAGCUGCCAAACAACUCUCUACUGCAAUGGAUAGUGUGUGAUUCUUUCACAGCGCGCCGAACUCCCGUCCAGUCUGUUCAGCACCGUGUGCUGCUGCUGUCUCGGGAUGUCCGGUUCCAGCGAUCUCGUUCCAACGUCGAUCGCCAAAGCCGGUACGGAAGACUUCAACUCCAGCUGAAUCGAUGCCACGUGCGGUCGGUGUCCACUUGGAGUGCGAUUCAGCCGAUUUUGACCGAAAGUUCCUCUUUUUUAACGCGUGAGACUAGCACGAGAUCGUCACAACGGGACUCGCAACAUCUCAGCGGAGAUGAUCGCGAUUUUUUUUAAUACAAGCUUUUGCGCGCGUGAGUUCCACAAUCGUCACGACUCGUGGUGGCCUCCCUCCACUUAGCAUUACAAAAAUUCGAGCUGAAUCCGCUUCAGGGACGCGACACUGCCCGCGCAGAAUCCCCGUUUCGAGGUUAAUCUCCGUUCUAGUCAGUGCGUGGGAGAUGUGUUUGAGUGCCAUCUUUCCCAUUCAUGAUCCCGGCGAAUCAAAACGAACCGCUCCAGAAGCCUUAAGGAGGUGUUAGACUACGACAAACAAAUACGCAACUUUUUCGGGUUUCGCAGUAACAUAACCAAACUUUUCCCGGAUCGCUUCCGGAAAAGAUUCGGCAGCAAUUUUGUAUGGUUUGACGUUUGCGAGGAAAGUCGAAAAAAUGUAAACAAAUCACUUCGUGCAUCAGCCAAGGCUAAAGUUUCUGCAAAUAAAUGCAGGCAAACUUUUUUGUUUGUCAUAGUCUAAUACCUCCUUUAUCGACAUUCUGAAACAAUUAAACUCUCUUGCAGCAAGUUGCAACUCACUAAAAUCUCAGAGAUAUUCUUUAAAAAACACUCUUUUCGUUUUAUCUGUUUUAUCUAUUGAACGUUUGUUUUCUUCGUCUACUAAAUCCUAUCGAGCGCUGGUAAAGUCCGCACAGAUGGCAACCACGUCAGAGAAGGGGGCAGUGUUGCCAAAAAACUAUUCCUACUACACCUAACGACUAAAACACUAUACUAUUACUACUAUUACUAGUGCGAUACACUAUUAAAUCGCGCGAUCAGAAGAGUUUAUAUAUCAGUGUAAUAAGAAUAUAUCUCCCAGAAGUCUAGUUUUUUCCCGGAAAUUAGAAACUACAAACAAUCUAGAUUUUAAUCGUGAUUUACUGUGUAAAAAUGUGUGAUUUUGCGCAUAAACAAUUGAUCGUGAGUAGAUCAGUUUUAAGAGAAACAUCAGCAAACAAGAUAUGAAAAACUUAGAACAACACAACUUUCCUUUUAACAAAAAAACUCGCAGAAGUAUAGCUCUAAGAAUAUUAUUUUUGUUUAGCAUGAAGGCGUAAACAACAGACAAGAUAGACAACUACACUUAAGAUAAGGUAAACAAAACAGAACACUAACACAUUUUAUCGUACCUUUAAGUAACGAAACCUCGCAUAUUCUUUCGCCACGGCAAAUCACAGACGAUUUCGGAAAGUUCCCCUACGCAAUCUCCCGAACUGUUAGAGAGAAACAACUUCCAAAUAAGAACAAAAACCUCGCAUAAAUAGAAUAACAAAAACAAAAGCACCACCAGCACCAACUGGGUGGUGACAGCUCGAAGCUUCGGGAGCAACGUUGGGAACGCCGAAACGUCGUCGGUGAUGGCUGCCGCGGCAAGGAAAAACUAUAAAAUAUAAAUUAUUUAUUAGGUAGACACUUGUUAUGCAUGCACCAAAUUUAAUAUAAUAUAUUAAAUUUCAAUGCAUCAUAGUGACAAACACAAACAAACAAAAAAGAAUACUAAAAACUCGCAAUCAGACUCGCAUCAAAAAGGAAGAAGAAGUAAAAUAGUCUAAAAUCAAAAUCCAAGGACAAACAGAGCAGCCAGAAUCACUAAAAACCCUUAAAAAAAGGGUCCGCAACAAUCACUCAAGAAGCAAAUACUUUGAAGGAAGGAAAAUAGACUGAAAUCCAAAAAAAUCGCAAGAACAUGCCAAGCGAAACAAGAAGGGAAAUGGAAAUCAUAAAUGAAACGUAAAGUAAAUCAACUUUAUAAAGCAAAAAAAAGUCAUGCAGGUGUCUCUGUUUAAUGUCUAACGUUUAAAACAGAAAUAUAUGAAAAAAGGCAAACUAUAAAAAAGAAAAAGUAAACAAAAUAAAAUCCUAACCUCCAAAAUGUCACCAAAGUUGGAGCUGUUUAUUCUCUGUCGGUGUUCAAAGGCUCGCCAAAUGAAGUAGAACGACACUGCCUUAUGGGCGAGUCUUUGUGGAAAAAUCUACAAUUCCAACUCGGUGGCGGCGGUGAGGAAACAAAAAAAUCAGAAAACGCACAAUACAUUCCAUGUUCGAGAGCAAGUGAAGAACAAAAGUUUUCGACUUAUUUGUAAACAUUCCAUAAAUAGUUAAAUAUUUUUGUUUGAACAAACAGCAGCAGCACGAAGAAAAAAAAUCAACCGUACAAACACAAAACCCCCCGUUUUAUUUCGCAAUAACCAGUGUCAACUUUUUAUUUUGUUGAAUAAAAUUUAUCGAAAUUUGGAAA